AAAAGCCUGGGAAUUCCCAGCCACUAGCUGUCUGGAGCAUUACAAUUUGGGAAUCCCCAGUGUGAAUGCACAUACUGGUACUGUCAUUUUAUUAAAAAAAACAUGCAGGGUAUCGUAAAACAUUCUAGAACGUGCCUGUCUAGUAGUGUGAUAUCAAAACAAACAUGGACUUGAGGCAUUGAACAGUUUCAGAGAAAGGAAAUGAAUUCUGCUUCCACAAAUCAGCCAUGGGAUGACUGUUCCAUGGAUGGAGAAAGAAAACAAGCUCUAAAGGAAAUUAUCCACUGGCAGGAGAUAAACUAUGGCACAUGCUUCUGCAUACAUCCCAGAUCUAGACAAUCUCACUCCUGGGCUACUGGAUUUACCCCUUGCGGUCAACAGAGGAGACCUGACUGGCAUACAAGAGGCACAGGCCAAACGUAAACUAAACCGACGGAUCCCUCUGAUAACAAGAGAACUUAAAGAUCGUCCAAUAUGUCACGGAAAUAGAAAUUAUGUAGGUAUGCUGCAUUACAGACUACAGGAGAAGGACAAAGCCAUUAUAUGUUGGGAAAAGACAGUUGAAGAGGAUCCUACAAACCUCAAUGCCAUAAAAGAUCUAUGUACUGCAUAUGCCAAGCUUGGAGACCACAAUGAAUCAAGUAAGUGGCAUACACAUCUUGAAGAUAUCCAGAGCAAACUAUCUGGCAAACCAGAUGAGGAAAAGCUAGUGAAUGCUCGUUGCCAAUUCGAGCAAGCCUUUGCUGCAUGCUGGGACCUGCAUACACAAACAUGGAGCAAAGGGAUAAUGCAAAUGGAGCAAACUGUGGAGAAAUUAAGGGCAGCUCUGGAGUAUGCAGGAGGUGUUAUCAGCCAGGAUGAGAAAGAGGAUUGGUGCUUAGCGAUUGGGCAAGCCUAUGAACGUCUAUCUCACAGACACAAACGUAGCAACAAUAUUCCACAAUAUAUAAAUUCAAUUGAUAUGGCAGCUCAGUAUCUGCACUUAUCCAUGUCUUCCUCAAAGCACACCUUGCACAUGGCUGAGGCAUGGGGUGUCCUUGGAAAUGCACUGACUUACAAUCCGACUGAUACACCUACUUCUAUACCUGGAUUUAUUGAUAAGAAGUAUAACAAAUAUUGGCAUAAACCCUCACUGUGUUAUGACAAAGCACUUGAUCUCGACCCCGGUAAUGCAUGGGUUUUGGGAAACUAUGGUCAUCUGCUAUAUAUGCAAGGCGAGUAUUCAGCAGCAAUCAAGAAACUUGAUGAAUCCAUUACAAAUGACCCGAGUGCUUCAUCAUGGUUUUCCUAUGACAUCUUAUCCAAAGCAUACACAAAAUUAGCAAGGAACACAGAUGACAAAUGCCGGCAAGAAAGGUAUCAACGCCUAGCAACUGAGUAUUCACAGAAGGCAUACAGUUUUAAUCCCAAUCCUCGGACCAAGUCUCAAAGAGGUGAAAUAGCCCUUGACAUGGCCAAAUCUUCCUCUACUGAUCAAGAAAAGAAAUACUUUUCACUGCAAGCCCUUGGACAUUUUACAGAGUCCUUUGAGAUCCAAGAUGGAAUGGACAUAAGUGAUGCCCACUUCAAGCAGGGUAAAUGUCUUUUAGACAGGGACAGGUGGUCAGCAGUACAAUCUUUCAAAAUGGCAAUUAGUACCAGCUGUAGCAGAAGUUAUCAAGAGAGAAUAGUAUCUAAGUAUUUGCUUCCAAAUUACUUAGACCACUAUAAAGCUGAACAAAAACCCAAGAACCUUCUUGCAGAGUUGGCCUUCUGGAUUACUGAUGCUUGUGUACAACAACAAUCUGCAACCCUCAUUUUUGAGAACUUAGGUAAGUUGGCCCAAAGGAAAUUUCAAAACGAAAUCCUAGAUGUCAUGGAGUACAUAGUAUUGAACCAACCAACUGUGAUUAGUGUGAGUGGAAUGAUCACUGCAGGCUUCAUCAUCUUAAGAAAGACAUCUUUCAAGAGAUAUAACUAUAAGAGAUUGCAAAAUCUUGAGAGUCAGCAUAACAGCAGGAUACAUUCUUCAAUCUUUGUAUCCACUUCCCUGCCAGAUAAUGUGCCUCCAGAGAAAGCACAGAAUCCAAACUGUGAAUGUGACUUCUACGUCAUUACACCAAGUGAAUGGACUCGAUGGGUACAAUACAAUCUUCUUGCUGGUAUGGAGUGCGAUUUCUACUCUCUGAAAGGUUACUAUCAAGAAAGGGAUACACCAAUAGGCAAAAUGAGGCUAAAAUCUCAAGCAGAAGCCAUCAAAAAGUCUGCUUACAUCCUCAUAAUACAUUCAGAGUCUUUCUCAGACCAUAGAGAAUGCCAGCAUCUCUUUGAGAUUGCAUGCCAGGCUAAGCCAGCCUCACGCAUGGCCCUACUAAAACUCGACAACACAGCAAUUGCUCCACACAUGGCUCAUAUUGAACAGAUAUUCGAUUUUAGUGGGUAUCAGACGACCUCAAGAUGGUUUGAUCUUGCUAAAUUUCUGAUGCCUAGGUCAUGUACAGCCACUGCCACUACUACUAUGACAUCCACUAAAAAUAUGGCUGCUACUGCUACACCUGUACCUAAUUGUGACACAGAUUAAAAUUAACAAGUUUAACAAUUGCAGAUAACCAAUCUGUAUCUGGUGUCAUCUCAUGGUGGUCAUCAUAGUGUCAUAAAAGUGACUCCAACAGAUACAACUAUGAUUAGGGUUGCUGAACUAUUUUCACAAAAUUAACUGAUCAUUUUAUUAUACAACAUGAAAGGACAUAAUAUCUAUGCUUGCUUGGCAAAUAACACUUGAUUUUAAUAAGUGUGACUUUUAAGAUUAAAUUAAAUUAAAUUUUCUGUAAUAGAUUAUCUAUAUUAGUUCAAUCAAUUUGACAUUCAAAGUUAAGCAUGUAAUAUGAUAACUGACAAUCUUAUAUGGUGAGGAGGUCGUACUGUAUCAUUAUGCAUAAAACAUGUAAUUAACACUCAAUUGUGUCUAUUUCCAAUAAACCACCUUGACACCUUCAAAAAAUAUUGCUCAAGACUGCAGCAUAAAAUUACAGUUCAAGAGCAUUUUUUUUUAUGCUCAACUUCCAUGGGCUUAAGAGAGUAUUAUAUACCUCAUACUAAGAUUGUUAUUUCUGAUUUGUCAAAACUGCAUCAUGUGAAGCAGUGCUAUUUUGUCUAUCAUCGUCUCAGGGGGUUUGACUUACUGUCCAUUUUUUCUAUCAAGCCCUCUGAUAGUACUCGUAACCCGUGAGGGCGGCACCACAGUUUGUGUUUCUACGCAUGCAUCUAGUUUUCUCGAUGGCGCACUGGAGCUGGCUGGCCAACUGGUUUUAUCAGUUGUCCUGGCGUCAGCAGCAGAGCAUGCCCAGGAGUGCAGCUUGUUUAAAUUAAAACAUAAAUGAUUUAGCAAAUCAAAUUGUGAUCAAAGUAACACAAGUGGUCCUGAAAUUCAAUCGAUUGGGGAUAGAGUUAUGCAGGGGCGUCGCUAGGCCUUUUCCAGUAGGGGGGUGUGGAGGCCCUGAUUACCGACAGAUAUCAGUACGAAUUACCAACGUCCCGCGACCAUGAAUCUUGUUCUCUUUAGUCACAUUUUCUUUUGUCAUGCCAAUGAGCAUGCAGUUCCAGUUUUCAUAAAUGGGGGUGGGGGCGAAAGUAUUUUCAUCCGCACUUUCAUGUCGCGGCCGCCUGGAAAACUGGACAUUCUAAGCACUUUUUGUAAAGACUAAUGUGUAUAUAAUUAGACAAUUCAUGCGAGCGGAAAUUUUCAAUAUUCUGAGGGAGAAUUCAAGCACUGUCCAACAUGAAGGAAAAAUGUGGAGAGGAUAAAUGGAUCUCACUAUGCGAGCGUAAAGACUAAUGUGUAUAUAAUUAGACAAUUCAUGCGAGCGGAAAUUUUCGAUAUUCUGAGGGAGAAUUCAAGCACUGUCCAACAUGAAGGAAAAAUGUGGAGAGGAUAUAUGGAUCUCACUAUGCGAGCGUGAAGCGCCAGCUUAGCUUUUAAUGUAGAUUUAGACAUAAAAACAAAACAUUUGAAGCGAUAUAACCUUGAACAGGAUGGA
This is a messenger RNA of Lytechinus pictus (painted urchin), 4016 nucleotides long. RefSeq lists its product as uncharacterized. The transcript is spliced from 2 exons. NCBI's taxonomy places the organism in Eukaryota, Metazoa, Echinodermata, Echinoidea, Temnopleuroida, Toxopneustidae. Gene Ontology annotation, molecular function: protein binding. The record is from RefSeq and is a predicted model, not a curated record. The coding region runs from base 302 to 2560 and encodes 752 amino acids.